Messenger RNA from Eruca vesicaria subsp. sativa (arugula), 1290 nucleotides. The record is from the annotation of a GenBank genome assembly. Lineage: Eukaryota; Viridiplantae; Streptophyta; Magnoliopsida; Brassicales; Brassicaceae.
AGAAGAUACCUGUCUCUCUUCGCCGCUUCGGCAACAUCCCAGAAUAAAAAGUGUAUAAAAAGAAGAAAGCGACCUACCUGUCUGUUAAGGUCAAUUAGUUAGACAAUGAUGCUGAGAAGACAUCGGAGACAAUCGCAAUCGCAAUCGCUACCGCACGAUGUUGUAGAGCUCAUCCUCUCGAGACUACCUGUGAAGUCUCUGCUGAGGUUUAAAUGUGUAUCGAAGCAGUGGAAAUCCACAAUCGAGUCUCGUAGGUUUAAAGAGGCACAGUUGAGGCAAUCGCAGCAAUCGCGAGGAGGUCCAGAUAUUCUUUACGUGACCAAGAACAGUAAGAACCACUAUGAAGCUGAGUGGAGAAUCUUGUUGGGGUCUUCGUCAAUAUUUGUUCGUAUGCUCAACUUCUCAUCUAUUCGCAACACCAAGGUUUGCCAUGGUAGUUGUGAUGGUCUUAUAUGCCUCUUUACUGUCCACACACCAAACAUGGUAGCGAAUCCCGCGACUAGAUGGCAUCGAAGUUUCCCUCUUUCUAGAGUCCAACAGCUCCUCUCUACCAUGUAUAAAAACGGAGCGUGGGAAGCCCCAAACAAUCAACUUGGAUUCGGCAAAGACAAAUUCACGGGUACAUACAAACCCGUCUGGCUAUGUAAUUCAUCUGAAUUUGGCCUAGACAAGGCUACAGCUACUACUUGUGAGGUUUUUGACUUUAGCACUAAUGCUUGGAGGUACGUUCUCCCUUCUUGUCCGUAUCGGAUUUUGGAUGGCCUGAAGCCUGUGUAUUUUGAUGGGUCUCUUUUCUGGUUAACCGAGUGCUCCAAGCUCUUAUCUUUUGAUCUUCACACUGAAACUUUUCAAGUCAUCUGUAAAGCUCCCUUUUCCCAUAUACCUGAACCUUGCCAAGUCGUCAUGUGCAUCCUCAACAACACCUUGUGCCUAUCCCAAAGAAACUGGCCCGCCCAAGUUAUAUGGUCGUUACACAACAACACAACGUGGAAGGAAAUGUGUACAAUUGAUCUCACUAAAACCUUUUCUGUGCCUGAGGAGCUUCCUUAUCUUCCACUACCCGUUGCAUUGCCAUUAGCUCUUCUGGAGAAGAAUAACAAGUUACUGUUUGGUCCUGCACUUGACCAACCAAUGGUGAUGCUUGAUCUCCAUGCCAAUAAUUAUCAUAACGUUUUCUCACCCGGGGGCGUCUUUGGCUAUCCCGUUUCUCAUUUCGAUAGUUUAUUCUCCGUUGUUUCACCUAACUAAUCUCUAUGUCUACUUCAUUGUAAUUUAACAUUUAUAAUCAUG